Messenger RNA from Durusdinium trenchii, 2772 nucleotides. The record is from the annotation of a GenBank genome assembly. Lineage: Eukaryota; Dinophyceae; Suessiales; Symbiodiniaceae.
GUAUCUCCGGCGCUUCGCUCGACUUGAGUUGUUGCAAAAUCCUGGGUCGAUCGCUGCCGUUCCGCCAUGUCUUUCAGCCCGCAAGAGUUUCCACUUCGCAUCCAGUCAGAGAAGUCCGAGGGCAGCGCAUCCAGACGAGUCGUCCAAAGUUUUGGGAGUCAAAAGAGCAGUGGCCGCCUGGCCUCCACCAACUCAGCCAAGAGGAAGAGUGUGGCGGUGAACAGCAAUUUCAUCAAAGCGAAGACCAAGGGCUUUGAGGGUGACAGUGGUGGCGACUGGAGGAGCAAGAUAGUCAUUUGUGCCAGUCGGAUGACCACCAGUAGUUAUUUCAUCAAUUUCAUGGCCCUGGUGGUCCUCGUGGAUGCUUAUUGCACCUGUUGGGACAUCGACGCCCGCGCUGCAGAGCUUACCCCGGAUCGAGAGGUUUAUGGGCAGGGAAUUGCUCAGCAAAUCUCAGAUGUUUGCUUGAUGUUCUACACGCUUGAGCUCUCUCUGGCCUUGAUCGCCUCUGGCUGGGUCCUCCUGAGAGACUGGGCAGUGGCCUUGGAUUUAAUUAUCGUUUGCUGCGGAUAUGCAGAGAUGCUGAUCUACUUGAUCGGCGGGCGCGAGGUGCUGUUCUCCUUUGGCUUCGUGCGCAUUUUGCGGCUCAUCCGGAUCUUCCGCCUCACGCGGCUGCUGCGGAAGACCAGGGCCUUGCGUGAGCUGCAGAAGUUGGUGCGGAUGAUGGCCACAUGCUUGAAGGCGCUGGUCUGGUCCUUCGUCUUUUGCUUCAUGAUCAUGACUGUUUGGGCCAUGCUGCUGGUAGAAUGGGUCCAUCCCUGUGUGAAUGAGCUGUACAUGAAGGGCGUCUUUGACGAGUGCGGCUUGUCCUGUUUGAUUGCCACCAGCUCGGUGAUGGAAGCGAACCUGUUGCUCUUCAAGACGGUCAUUGCCGGCGACUCCUGGGGACUCAUCGCCGUCCCAGUCAUUCAGGAGUUCCCGGCCACGGCGAUCCUCUUCUGCGGCUCCUUGUUGACCUUGGUCUUCGGUGUUUUAAACCUCAUCGUCGCCGUGGUGGUGGACAAUUUUGCGGAGGCUCGUCAGCGUGACGUGCUCAAUUUGGCUGAGGAAAUGGAAGAUAGUCUGAACAAAGACACCAAAUUUUUAGAGGCGAUCUUCCAGAGGAUCGACGAAGAUGGCAGCGGGCAGGUGACGUUCGAAGAGCUGGUGGAGGGAGCGCGGAAGGACAAGGAGUUCCAGAGCAGGCUGCGCGUCAUGGAUAUUGACGAAGCUGACUUGCAACAACUGUUCGAGAUGAUCGAUAGCACGGAGGAAGGCAGCAUCGAUUUAUCCCAAUUUAUCGCUCCAAUGACGCGCUGGGUGCACGAUUCCAAGACGGCCCCACGCUUCAUCAAGUACAACAUGAUGCGGACGUUACAUCAGCAAGAGGAGCUCCUCAACAUGUGCGAGGCGCUCUCCAUGCGGAUCGACAACAUCGCUGAUCACAUGGGAGUGCUGCCUCCUGAAGAGGACCUCCUGGCCUCGUUUCAGGUCUCGUCCUCCAAGCGCAACCCGCGCUGGGGAAAACCACGCAGUUCCAGCCCAUCGAUCAGCCCACAGAGAAGUUGGAAUAUGACCCCCUUCAGUCCUCCAAGUUGGCAGGGCAACGUCCAUAGUAACGUCGGCUCCACCGUGGCCAUACGACUUCAAGAAGAACUGGGCCUGGCCGGUGACGACGAGGCGCGAGCUUCGGGUGAAGAGGUCGAGCAACCACAUCGCUCCACGCCCAUGGUGCUCUCGGCGGCGCCCGCGCUCGCCGCCGCGGAGCCCCUCUCGCCACCAGCCGCUCUCCAAGUGGAGCGAGUGGAGUUGGAGCGGGCGGAGACGACAGAGGUGACGGUGCAGGCAGAGGCAGCCAUGUCCAAGUCCAGCAGUCCACAGGCGCCGACCACACAGGAGUCCUCGGCGUUGAAGUCGGCGAUGCUGAGCUUGGAGUCCUUGGUGGUGGAUGCCACCCGGGGAGCCUUGAGAAGCUCCUUGAGGGCGGUGGAGACGGCCUUGCAGGAACGGUGGAGUACUGAAACCGGACGGAGUCGACAAGAGGAAAUGAAUCUCACGCGUAUCCUGGAGAGACGCCAGAGGCGCAACUCCUCCAACGGACACCGCGCGGAGCGGCGCAAAGACUCCAAAGAUGUGGGGAUCUUCUCCAGGUUUGAUGGGAAGACUUCGAUGGAUACCAGCGGUGAACGCCCAGAGUCAUUCGGGUCCUUUGAGCAAAGGAGGCAGUUGUCUCCAAGUCCCUUUGCAGGGAGACAAGCCUCGCAGGAGUUCCGGUACCGGCGGAACUCCACGACCGGCACCAACAACUCGGACUUCAAGGAGACACCACCCAACUGGCGCAGUCGGCGCAACUCCACCGAAACCACGCACACGGGGGAGCUUCCAAAAAGGCUCUCACGCAGCUCGGGCGACCGGAACGAGCCCCGGCCGCUGAUCGGUGGAUUUAGUCCACCGGGCACUGCCAGCAUGCAGCUCCAAAGGUCCAGAGGCUCGAAUGAGCGAUCGGGCUUCAGCCCCACGGCACGUCCAGGUUUGCUCCCUACCGUCGAAUCACCAAGCACUAUGCUGCCGGAUUCGUUUUGAGAUGAUUCGUGGGGGACGUUGCGUCAGCCUCAUCCAAUCUGGAAGAAGUACGUCUCACCCAGGCACGUGGCCGGUGGAAGAUCUGUAAACACAGACUGGGGCGAAGGUUGGAGCAAUGGGUGAUGUUGAUUGCUGUGAUUUGUUUGGUCU